Diorhabda sublineata is the source of this 1818-nucleotide messenger RNA. RefSeq names its product leucine-rich repeat-containing protein 15-like. NCBI's taxonomy places the organism in Eukaryota, Metazoa, Arthropoda, Insecta, Coleoptera, Chrysomelidae. The record is from RefSeq and is a predicted model, not a curated record. Gene Ontology annotation, molecular function: protein binding. Bases 1 to 1818 code for a protein of 605 amino acids. The transcript is spliced from 3 exons.
AUGAUCGACAGAUUCCAUGAAGAAAUAGUACAAAUUAAGAAGAGGAUGCUCUUAUCCUGGCACCUAAUAUCUCCGAGCUUGAUUAUAUUGUGGUUAUGUUCAAUCGAAUCCUUGUGCCCUGAAUAUUGUCUCUGCAAACAAUCCGAGAAAGGCCAAAGAAAAGUUUCCUGCAUACGCGGUGGAAUGCGAGAUCCUAUCCCAAUAACGGACAUCGAUCCAGGCAUGGAGGUUCUGGAAAUAUCAGCUCCAAACGAUAAUUUCAACGUACUAUCCAUCGGUCCGAUUUUUCAACAAUUCAAACGGUUGGAGGAAAUUAUAAUAAGGAGAUCGAAUAUUCAACAAAUAGGACUACAUCCUUUCUGGGGUGUGCCGACUAUUCGAAUUUUAGAUUUAAGCUGUAAUAAUAUAAGUUCUGUGUUCGAUCAUAAUUUUCGGGGUCUAGUGAAUUUGGUGGAACUGCAUUUAGAUAAUAAUCGAAUUGAACGAUUGCCGGUCGGUGCGUUUAAACAUCUGACGGAAUUGAGGAUGUUGACGUUACGGAAUAAUUUAAUUAGUGAUCUAGAACCAAGGAUAUUUUUAAAAUUGGUGAAACUGCACGUACUAAAACUUAGUGGGAAUAAAUUCGAGGAGGAACUGAAUCCAGAAGUGUUCAAAGAUGUUCCGGAUCUUCGGGUUUUAGAACUGAGAGGCUGCGGCCUGAAAAGAAUCAACGCACAACUCUACCAUUUGCUGCCUUAUCUUUCUCAUUUGGAUCUGGGAUACAACCAGAUACAAUUCCUCUCCGAAGACGAGUUCCACGAACUUCAUCGUCUGCAUAUCCUGAAAUUAGACGGGAAUUUAUUACCCGUUAUUUUAGAGAAGACUUUCGUCAACCAACAACAACUGAGAUAUCUGUGCUUAGCUAAAAAUCGUUUAGCUAAAAUAACGGAUACCGCCUUUUUGAAUUUGACUAAUUUAAUUGAAUUAGACAUUAGUUACAACAAAAUGAGCAAAUUGGAAACGUUCGCUUUGACUCACGUCGCUGAUACUUUGCAAAGGCUUGUGAUUAGCGGAAAUAAAUUUACAUUAGCUUUAAUUAAAUUAAUUUUACAGACGUUGUACAAGGUGUGGCAUCUCGAGAUGGCGCACAUGAAACUAUCGGAAAUACCUGAUCGAUUUCUACCAGAUAGAAUAAAAAAAUUGAAUAUAUCAUGGAAUAAUAUCACGAGUAUGAAUAUACAGGCGCUUCCUAGACAAAUUCUCGAAUUGGAUCUAUCUUUUAAUCGUAUCAAAGGUUUGAAUGAUAGCACGGUGAUAAAAUUAGAAACAUUAAAAUACGUUAAUUUCACAGGUAAUCCUUGGUCUUGUGAUUUGUGUCACAUAACCUCAAUAUUGUUCCGUGUAAAUAGAACGAAUAUGUUUAGAAAUUCAAUAUGUGCCUCGCCACCUAAACUAAUUGGUAAAAAACUUGUAAAUUUGCGUUUCGAAGACGUGACCACUUGCGAAGCUGAUAACGGUUCUAGUGAUAAAAUGCCGACGCACAAAUUGAGCCUUCUCAUCGGUCUGAUUUGUAUCAUUGUGUUCGCUAUUUUCUCGAUAAUAUUCGUUGUGUGUUCGUGCGUUAGAAGACACUCUCAAAAUUUGGCGAGGCAACGCAAGCGCGCCGAAAGACCAGAAAAUAAUAUCGAAGACUCUACGGCGGCGGUUUUUUGUAAAGGCGAAAUUAGUUUCAAAUUCCCGUUGGAUUUGACGGAAAGGAAAAUGUCAGUGUCAACUAUCGACGAGAUCAAGAGGGAUUCUCAACAGAGUUUACCGAAUGGUACAGCUACCGGAAUCUGA